AUGAUGCUUGAUCAGAGGCAGAUCCUUCCAAUACUCUGUUGCCUGAUUCUCUUCCUUUCCCCUGCCAGUGGCAACAUUCGGUUUGAUCCAGAUGCUGACGGGAAUACUCUAGUUUGCACGUCGGCUGCUCACUCUAAUGUCGACGACUACUUUCGUCCUUCCCAAGGGCAAUGCGACGAUCCAUACCAAAACUCGACCCGAAUGGAUGAUCCCUUGUUGACGAUUGAUACUAUAUCGCCAAUACUACUGCAAAACCUCGCCGUGGCAUAUGCUCCCGUCAUCUUUUUCCACCCGCUCGAACGAUACACAAUGUCUAGUGUGGACGCGACGUUUUCACUUCCCGGUCGAGGCAAGAUCUACCAGACCACUGGCGGAGGAGAAAAAUUGAUUCAAGACCGUCUCAACAUGACAACACUGCUGAGAACCAGUAGAGAUCCGUUGUGGGCGCCCAAAUCUUCCAGUUUCUACUUUACAUUGGAGGAAUAUAUCAAAGAGCAGUACUACGCCAAACCCACAGAACAGUUUGGUGAUGGCUUUGAUGAAACAACGGGAAAGAGCAAGGCCAAAAUUUACUACAAUGUCUUCGAUUCUGGCAAUGGAACUUGGACCUUCAAUUACUGGCUAUACUAUGAGUUCAAUGGAGAAGCCAACAUGGGAAUGGUCACCACUUCCGAAGACGUUGGCACUAGGUUUUGGGGGUUCCUAAUGAAACCAUACGGUGUGCAUGAGGGUGAUUUUGAAGCUGUCUCGGUCAUGGUUUGCCCACCGGCCAGUGAAACUGCUGCUUUUGAGGAACUCGUUCCAGAGCCACUGGCAGUCCAGUAUCGGCAACAUAAUUGGGCACAACUGACAGAUUGCACCCAAGGAGAAUGCAAAUUCUACAAGGACACCUACCAUCCUGUGGGAUUCAGUGCACUCAACAGCCAUGCCACGUAUCCAGAGUCGGCCAACGAAAUCGUCUAUAUCAAUGUGGAAAUUGGAUUCUUUUACAACUUACAGUCUUACGUGGCUGUCGAUCGGACCAUGUACAAGAAAGAAGACGGAACGUACAACUACUUUAUGCCAACUGUUGACAAUGUAGAACGACUACAAAAGCCAGAAGACCUCACAUUGGAAGCAACACAGUUGAAGUCGCAUUUCUGGCAAGCCUUUGGAGGAAAUUGGGGGAGUGCAAAGCCCAUCAGCUUGGAAGCAGAGCCGCCUUUGUGCUUGGCAAAAGACCAGCUGAGUUUCGUUGCCUGUCCGACCCACGAUGAAGAUCCCAUUUUUGAUUUCGUGAUGCAAAUGAUGAAUGUUCGAGAGCCCCGAGCUGAAGUGGUGAGUCUUUUACAAGACGUGACUUCCAAGGUUGUUGAAGCGGCGGCAGUAGCCAGUGCUGGACCUAAGGGCCCUGUCACAAAGUAUUUCUAUGAGGAGUGGACCAAACCAAUCAAUGCACCACUUUGGAACUCUCAGCAGAAUGCGGAUCCAACCACGGCGGGUACAGAGUACUGCGUUGGUGCAUUCGAUGUUCCCAAUAUGACACAUAUUGGGAUCGAAGCCAAGACUGUGAAUGUAGUCGAUCACAUCUAUGCAAUGGUCUGCACAGUCAUCAUAUUGACCAUCCUUACCUUCCUUAUACCAAUCUUGAUUCUCAUCCGACAAGGGAGGUCGCACUACAAACCAAUUCGCAUGUCCCAAGAAGGUGUUCCUAGACCCCUGACGACCUUUGACCACAUGGUGUACAUGAUGGGAGCUCUGGUUUACACAUUGUUUUUCGUCAUUUUGGUCUCUGCUGGAGUGAUUUUCCUUCAUGGAAGUAACCAAAUGAUCGAUAUGCUGGAACAAUUCGUCCAUGGCAUCCGGUGGCAGUCACUACGAGAGUUUGUUUUCAUGCUUGGAGUGGCCAUCCUUGCUGCCAACACACUCCUUCUGGUCUUCAUGUGGCUGCAAGCGUUCGAAAUGAAGAGCUUGAUUCGACUGAGGUAUCUUCAGCUGUCAGGAUCUCAAACGUCCGUCGAUGGUCGACGACAAGUGUCUUGGGACAAGAAGUUUGUUCCCUGGAACCCUCUCACGGUUGAUAUAGUUUUCAAAUUGUGUUUCGCCCUCCUGUUCCUUUCCAUGAUGUUUGCAAUGAUCUGUGUUCUACUUGGUGUUGCGGUUGUUGGCUUCGCAGCGGCAUUUGUACAAGCUUGCAACGCGACUUUGGGAUCACUGAACUACUUAUGCAUAGACCUUAGCUUUCUCGGAAUCCAACAAGUGGCCUGUGGGGACGACUUUCGGUCCUUCUGCAACCAGUGGGCUCAAAGUGAUACCAAAUUGAUACUCUGGUCCUCUUUCCUCGUUUUCCUAUCCCAUUUUUAUAUCAUUGCUUCCACCGGAUAUGCUGCUCAGCAACGACGAUCCAUCCCCGCCCUAUUGGCGUUGUAUCCUGAACCUGAAAAAGGCGAGCAUACGGGUGGAUCCAAAGCAACGAUGCUGGAAGAACAUCCUGGUGAAAUGCGGAAUGACGAGCCGCCACGGUAA
Seminavis robusta is the source of this 2505-nucleotide messenger RNA. Lineage: Eukaryota; Bacillariophyta; Bacillariophyceae; Naviculales; Naviculaceae. The record is from the annotation of a GenBank genome assembly.